CCAUCCCUCGCCCCUCGCCCCUCGCCCCCGCCGCCCGCCCGCUCCAUUUUUUCGCUCCUCUCCACCGCGGGCCGCGUCUCGGAAUAAAACCUCCUACUACUAACCCCACCAUUCCUUCUCCCCUCUCCUCUCCUGCUUCUCUCGCCCGCGCCGCCGCUCCCGCGGGGCGAACCGGGGGAAAGGCGGCCGUCUCGCGUCGGCGAGAUUUCUGUUUUACAAGGUUGGUGGUGAAGAUUUUGCUAUCCACUUAGCCGACCAGAGUGAAUUUGGAAGUUGCAAUGGGUGAAAACGCUCAAGGUAGUGGUCGCCGCCCCUUUGGAGAUUUAACAAAUGUCCUUGGCAAGCGCCCAGCCCCAUCGAAUUUGGAGAAAAGUGCAGGUGGAAUCAAGAUUGUCCGGGUUGAAAAGGCUGUUGAGCCAAGAAAAGAGUUUGAUGAAACUGCAAAAGCAAGUGGUGGAGCGACACGAAACACAUUGCCCCUUUUUGAUAGUAUUGCCAAAGAGAAUUUAAUGAGGCCCUCAAUUUUUCGGGAAACUAAGAUGCAGCACAUGGCUGCUGAGGCAGCUGUGUUGCUAUCCAAGGAAUCCGAUGACAUGAGGAGUUGUGCCAUGUCAUUAGGCUCAUCUGGCUUGCAUGAUAAGGAGCAGGAGUCUUCGCUGGAAUCAGAAGGUGGCUGUGAAGAAGAUGAUGAUGAUGACAUGGAUAGUGAAUACUUGGCAUAUACCAGAGAUAGUACUAAAACGGCAACUAAUGAUGGUGAAUGUCUUACUCAAGAGGAGAUGGCUGGAUCAUCAGGGAAUCAGAAGCCACUAUCUUCACUGGACUUCACAACAGGUUGUGAUGACAUGCCAUGUUCCGAUGUCCAUCACCAUUCACUGGGAAAUAGUGAACUGGAAAAUGACGAUACCACUAAGUCGUGUGCUUGUUCUUUCUGUCUUAAGGCUGCAUUCAUGUGGACCGAUCUCCAUUAUCAGGACACAAGGGGACGGCUUGCUGCAUUGAAGAAGAGCAUAAAGUUCGCUAGAUUGCUGGGCAAGAGAAGCCAAGGAGAUGAAUAUUCUGUUAAUGCAGGCAGAUACAACUUGAAACGGGCUGCAGAGAUGGAGUUUGAGCUAUAUCAACAGCAAAGAUCACUCUUCCUUCAUACAGAAAAUGUCCUUAUCCGUGAGAGCGCACAGCUUCAUUCAUCUCUUGUGAAGUUAAAGGAAUUCAGAGAGAACUGCAAGACAGAUCUCGAGACGGCUAGCAGUUCGUUGUUGGGAAAAUGAAUCUUUCAUGGUUGUGCUGUUAAACUGCUUUUGCCUGGGAUUCUUCAGAUCAGCUGGGCCAGUUUGAGUCAAGUUGUGCAUUGAGAUUGGUUGAUUGCUAGGAAGAUUAGUGGUUAUUGCCAGUCAGGAAGUUUGGUUAUAGUGAUGGUACUACCUAUAUGCAGUGUUCAGCAUCUUUGUUUGUAAAAAUCGUGUGGGAAGGUCGGAACUCCAAGUUAGCGACAUGAUUCUCCUCAGUUGUAACUGGCAGUUAGCUUGCGCCAUGUGGUAUCUGUAUGUUGUUUCCUGCUCCCAAGCAUAAUGGUGGAAGAACGAUGAUUUGACUUCUUUUUUUUUCUUGCUUGCCGCCCCUCAAUGUUCAGGUCUGUUUGCUUACACUGGCUAACAUGUAGUAAGUACUCUGCAGAUUUGCUGUUACUACGUGUACUAUCCUUGACUUGCGUGAGCCGGCCGAUGCCUGUAUCGCUGUAACCACAAGCAUUGUCAAGGAUUUUCAAUCUGAUCUUUAACAUUCU
This is a messenger RNA of Oryza sativa Japonica Group (Japanese rice), 1783 nucleotides long. RefSeq lists its product as uncharacterized. NCBI's taxonomy places the organism in Eukaryota, Viridiplantae, Streptophyta, Magnoliopsida, Poales, Poaceae. The record is from RefSeq and is a predicted model, not a curated record.